Messenger RNA from Parus major (Great Tit), 5161 nucleotides. RefSeq names its product zinc finger protein 185 with LIM domain (gene ZNF185). NCBI's taxonomy places the organism in Eukaryota, Metazoa, Chordata, Aves, Passeriformes, Paridae. The coding region runs from base 428 to 3004 and encodes 858 amino acids. The record is from RefSeq and is a predicted model, not a curated record. The transcript is spliced from 31 exons.
GCUGGAGAAUGCCAGGAAUGCAGAGGAGAAGCCUACAGGGAGGGGAGCCCGUGCCGCCGAAUGGAGAAACCUGUUUGAUUCCCCUGAAGGGCAAAACACACCCAAAGUCUCCUCCUCAAAACAAGGCUUGGCCUCCCGGGGCCGGCCCUCUCGGCAGGGAAGGGUUCGGGUGUGCGGGCUCGGGUGUGCGGGCUCAGGUGUGCGAGCUCAGGUGUGCGAGCUCAGGUGUGCCACAGCCGUGCGGGCUCAGGUGUGCGAGCUCAGGUGUGCCACAGCCGUGCGGGCUCAGGUGUGCGAGCUCAGGUGUGCCACAGCCGUGCGGGCUCGGGGCUGCCACAGCCGCUGGCCGGACAGAUCCACGUCGGGAGCCGCAGCUGGGGAAACGCGCAGGGGGUUUUUGGCUGAAGGGGAAGGCACUGCCGUGACUAUGAUGUCCCUGGGUGUUGCCAAAGGAGGGCUGAUCCCGCCCUCGGACGAGGAUCGCCGCAGGAUCAUCCGGCAGAUGAAGGUUCGCACCACCCUGCGGGGGGACAAGAGCUGGAUCCAGCACCACAACUCCGACUCGGACGAGGAGAAGAGCAGCCCCCUGUCUGGUGGUGGAUCCACAGCCCCCAAAGCUGCUGCUCCCCAGCAGGACAGGAGCUCUGUCCCCAAGGCCCAGCCCGGGUACCUCAUCAGGGGGGUUUUCACCAGGACCAUCGACAAGAGCUCGUCCGUGCCGGAUUCUUCACCUUCCAGCCAAGCACAGAAAAACACUGCCCUGAAGGGCCAGAGCCGCUCCCCCUCGGGCUACAGGAUGACCACGGAGGACUACAAGAAACUAGCUCCGUACAACGUCCGGCAGAAAUCCGUGGAUGCGGACGAGGAGGACGCGCCGUUUUCCCCGGACGAGCACAAGAAGAGGACUGAGGCUGCCAACAGCGUCCUGCGGCGCUCGGCCGGCCGGGAGCGCGCCUACGUCCUGUCCGCCGCCAAGAAGAGCAACGGGAGCCCAACUCAGGAGUUGCCAGCCCUGUUUGCCAAGAGGAUUGAGAUAGAAGAGGAGGAAGGACAGCAGAGGAGGAGCCCGACUGUGCCGGCUCCAUCCAGCUUUGCUCCGGACAGCAGCAGUGCUAAUGGACUAAGAAAAACCAGCCCUGGAUCUUCCUGGGAUGAGCCAAAGGCAGCAGCAUCUCCCUCCAGCCCCAAACCAGGCAGCAGGAGCCAAACAUCCCCAUCCCUGAAUGACACCUCGGGGAAAAUCUCCACUUCUGCUGAAGUCAGGAAUGGUGAGCACAGACAGGCCCUGGAUGGGAAAUUCUCCUUGGGAACGGUGUCCCAGCGUGGGGAUGGUGACAAAGCUCCGAAGGAAAAGCCUGAGAGGUUCCCAUGGGAUGAAGGAACACCCAGAGCCACGAAUGGAAGAUUUCCUGGGCACACAGAAGCCAAUAAUGGGUUUUACCCACCAGAGUGCAGCUCUGGUUGCUGGGACAGAGCUGGGGAUGCUCCGGAGAAGCUGCUCCGUCCAUCCGAGCCCUCCCUGGGUGACACCAGGUCACCCUUGCAGUCUGAUGUCCCUUUUCAUCCCUCUGAGAGAACCCCUGUGCACAUCGAGGACACAGAAUAUUCCUUUAAAAGGUCUGUCCUGGGCUAUGAGGAGAGGAGCAGCUCCACGAAUCCUGAGGGCCCAUCCCACCCCCAGCCCUACUGGGAUGAGACAAGGUUCCUGGACUCAUCCAGCCUCAGUGAGAGGGGCCAAGGAGCUCCUGGCCAUGACGCCCCCCCAGAGCCCCCCAGGCUGAAGGAUCCCACUGAGCCCAGCAGGGCUGGGCCUGAGCUGUGCUCCCAGGACACUGCUGGCAGCAGGGACAGGGAUGUGGGAAUGUCAUCCUGCCUGCAGAGGGAGGAAACCACGGCAACAAGGUUGAGCUCUGUUUCUGCAGGAAGCAGCGUCCCAGCUCCAGAGAUUCCACAAGGCAACGAGUCUGAGCCACACAGGGACAGGUACGGAGCUGGGCCACCAGGACAUCCCUCACACACCUCCAGCUCUCCUUCCUGGCCUGUCCCAAGGCAUCCAAAUGCUCAUUCCCUGGGAAAGCUCUUCUCCAGGCAAUCUGUUUGGGAAUGCUUUGGGUUUGGAGCCUGCUCUCCCUGUGGAGCACAGAACCAGCACAGGGAGAGCAGAGCAUGGGGAAAUGAUGGACUCAUGGAGUUCUCGUGGCUGGGAAAGGCCUCUGUGACCAUCAGCUGUCCAUCCAGUGCUGUGACGUGCUCACCACCAAGCCACAGCCUCACAUCCACACGUUUCCUGGGUGCCAGAGCCCCAGCAGUGACUGUGAGCCCAGCCUGGGGACUGCAGAGAUUCCUGCUGCUCAGGGUGUUGUGUCUCCCCAGCAGGCCCAGCCCUGAUCCCAGAGGGAGCGCUUUUCCCGGGAGCAGCAGCCCCAGGAGCAGCUGGUAUGACGGUGCCAGGGGGCACGGGGACUUCAGCCCCCCUGCAGGAUGCCACGAGUCCCUUCCCAGGGAUCCCACCAUGUCCAUGUCCCAGAGAAGCCACAGGGUGCCGUUCUACAUGGACAGCUUAAACUGUAACAGCACCAGGCUCCUCUCCAGUUCCAGUGAGAGGCUCUGCAGCUCCCACCACAGCUCUGGGUACCAGCCUGACUCCAGCACUGCCGGGAGAGGGAUCCUCUUUGUCAAGGAGUACGUGAACACGGGCGGCUUUGGAGCCUCGCCGCGCCACGGCAGCCUUGUGGAUUUGAGUGACCUGGAGAGAAGCAGCUACAGCCACCACAGUUACCUGUCCAGUGCUCCCCUGCACAGGUCCAGUGAGCCCCUGUGCAGUUACUGCAGCCGGGAGAUCCGAGACUGCCCCAAGAUCAUCAUCGAGCACCUGAACAUCCACUGCCACGAGUACUGCUUCAGGUGUGGAAUUUGCCACAAAGCGAUGGGAGAGCUCCUGGAUAAAAUAUUCAUCCACCGGGACAUUGUCCACUGUGACAAGUGCUACGAGAAGCUCUUCUAGGGCCCGGCGGGGCUGGGAAUGCUCUCCUGGGAUCACCGCCGCUCCUGCCUGCCGAGACUGCAGAAUUCAUUCCUGCUCCCGCUUCCCUGCCGUCCUUUUCCCUCUCGCCGCCCCCUGGCCGUGGAUGAGUUCAGCACCUGCUGGCUGAUGCUGUCACCUGCACCAGUGUGAUGGGAACGAGAUAAGGCAGGCUCCUCCUCAGAGAUAACAUUUCCCAAGCCCCUCAGCCUGCCGUCGGCUGCAGGAAGAUUCCCGGUAUUCCCGGAGCUGGGAGUGGGGCACAGCUCCUCAGCUUCACCCCGGCUAAUCGCCGCCAGUCUCUCCUGAUGAUAUCUGUAUUUCUUUCCCUUGUGCAGCCAGGCUGGCACACAGGCACUGGGAGCCUUAAACACUAAAUUUGGAUUCUUAGGAGGGUUUGGAUUUAGUCCUUAGCGAAAGCCUAUUUCUGCUUCUUUCAGCCCUAAAUUCAGCCUAGAAAUAGCUUCUGCCUGAUUUCCAUUUGCUUUCCCCAGGAUUCCAGGAGGACUUGCAAACUCUAAUUGUGUGUCAGCUUUAAUUCCCCUUCCUGCUUCUUCCCUGAGGAUGCUGCAGCACCACUUGUGGCUGCUGCCUGUUUGGGGGGAUAACGUGUCCUUCCCCCGGUGUUAAACUCGGGCUCUGGGGCAGGUGUCUGGUGCCAGAGCACUGCCAUCUCAGUUCCCUCUCCUGACAAAGAGCUCUGCUCAGCUGAAAUCCCAAUUUCUCACCUCUCAAUGCUGUAAACUAUUCACAGCCCAAAUCCUCACUAACGCUGAACUUCCAGCGGCUGCUGUGCCCAGUAAAAUCAGAAUUGUGUCGUUUUAACUCAGAGCUGAGAGGUUGGGAAUGCUGAAUACUGAGACCUGGAAGUCAGGUGUCCUCCAAGAGUCCAGACUUAUGAUGGGAAGCAUUAGGAGCCACAGAAUGCCAGAAUGAUUUUGGGUUGGGAGGAGUUAAGGUUCAUCUGUUCUGAAGUUCAUGGGCAGGGACAGCUUCCCCUAUCCCAGGUUGCUCCAAGCUCCGUCCAGCCUGGCCUUGGACACUUCCAGGGAUGCAGGGGCAGCCACAGCUUCUCUGGGCAACCAGGGCAUCCCCAUCUUCACAGCCAAGAAUUGAUGAAAACCAAGCUUCUCCCAAAAUCCUGUGAUUACCUAGGGAAAAAGGAACCCUGAUCCCCCCCUGUGAUGUUUUUGUGUUUGAGAGCAGCUGAAGGAGCUGGGAAAGGGGCUCAGCCUGGGGAAAAGGAGGCUCAGGGGUGACCUUCUGGCUCUGCACAACUCCCUGACAGGAGGGGGUUUUCCCCCUUAAAGACCUGUAUCCCCCAAAAGGAACCUGCAGCUAUUAUAAAAAUGUUAUGCUUUAUAAAUUGUAUUGGCCUGAGCUUUGAAGAAUUGCUGACCUACCCUCCAUGAAUAAAAAACAAAUGAAUUAUUCAAAGAGGUGAAUGUUCCUGGUAUUUGUGGAGAAGGGUCACCUGCACACAGAUUUUUCCUACGUGAUGGAUGAGGUCAUGCAUUUUCCUUCACAAAAAAAAAGAUCUUUCUCUUGGGCUCCUGCUGCUUGUGGGGACAAAUCUUGACCAGGUUAUUUCACAUGAAAUCAAGUAAAUAAAUAAAGAUAUAAAAGGUAUGAAAUGUGCUGGUGGUGACUGAGCAGAAGUGGAGGCAAACCCAUCCUGGCACAGGGAACUCUGCUUUUGGAAAUCCCAUCUUCUGCACAGACCAAACCUUCCCAGAGCACCUGAAAAUUUCCAGCAGAGUGACAAAAUUAACAGUAGCCCUGGUGACACCAGGACAGACCGUGGGCAGUGCCAGUGCUGGACGUGGUGUUCAGGCCAAGCGGUACAAAAAUGAGAUUCUGUUCAGAGCACGUGGCCUUGGUGACUGCCAAACAUCCAACACUUCUUAUCAGGAGGUGCCAGAGGCUGUGUGUGUGUCCAACACGCACAUUUGGGAGGAGGAUGCCAAAGAAUGGCGCUGGUUUUAUUGUUGCCUGAUAAAGCUGUCCUGAAGAGAUGUUACACUCACCGAAGCUUUGGGAGAUCCCAGCUAAGCUGUACUUUGUGCGUUUUUCUGGAUCUCAAACACACAGGGAGAGACCCCUUCCCUACUCAGCCCUUUUCCCCUUUUCCUUCCUCAC